UCAAGUUGCUUUUCCAAUAACUUCAGUAUAUUUCCCUUUCAUGGGUGAACCCUUCUGAGAAUUCUCUCUUUCAAUGACAAACUGGUGGCAUUCCCUACAUAUUGUCCUUUGGUGUCAUUAUUCAUUUCCAUAGAAAAUCAAGAACUUCCAGUAAGUUGCUAUUUAUUUUAAGAUAUCCCAUAAUUAAAAAAGUAUUUCAGCUGUUUGGCUCAUGAACUCGUAACUCACAUCGUGUGUCCCUCUAGCCCUUUGUGAUGUUCUGUGUCAUAUCCAAAAUUAAGAAGUGAGAUUAAAAACUAAGAAGUGUAAUUAAGAAGCCCUGGUGUGCAGAGAGCAGACUCGUGUUUCCUGUGGAAAUGUCAGGUCAGGAAAGGGGGGUGUUGUGUAUCAGGUUGCCAGAAUGAUUGAUUUGGGUCUGGUCUCUUCCCUGAUGAUGUGUCUGGCUGUUGGAGUCGGCAGCAAAGUUUUUCCACUGCAAUUUUUGUAAUCAAGUAUUGUGGGCUAUUUUUAAUUUUAAUUAAUUCAGCGUAAUUCAAAGUGAUUUGCAGCACACCAUAGUUUUAAUAUCAAAUUAUUUAGACUUAACUAAUUAUUUUGACUGAAAUAACUUUACCUUGUUAAAUGAAAUAUGUCCCAUCCUAUUUCACUGGUCAGCUUUAUCUGGUAGUUGCUCAAGGAAGUGAUAUAAUUUCAAACUUGGUUGUUUGUUUUUUUCUUUUAGUUUUUAAUCUGGUGCCUUUCUCCUGCUGGCAGCAGGAAUGGAGGUAUAGGAAUUAUCUGACUGUAUUUACUGAGCCCAAAUACAGCAGGAGUUGAUAUGAAGGGACAGGUGAUCGGAGCCCUCGUCCUCGCCGUUGGGAUUUAUGCAGAAAUUGAAAGACAGAAGUACAAAACUCUAGAAAGUGCCUUUCUAGCCCCAGCAAUUAUUUUAAUACUUUUGGGCAUUGUAAUGUUCCUGGUAUCCUUUGUGGGUGUACUGGCUUCUCUGAGAGACAAUUUAUGCCUUCUGCAAGCAUUCAUGUACAUCCUUGGUAUCUGCCUGCUGAUCGAGCUGACAGGGGGAGUGGUGGCCCUGAUCUUCAGGAACCAGACAAUCAAAUUUUUGAAUGAUAACAUUAGAAGAGGAAUUGAGAAUUACUAUGACGAUUUAGACUUCAAGAACAUCAUGGAUUCUGUUCAAAAGCAGUUCAAGUGCUGUGGUGGGGAAGAUUAUAGAGAUUGGUCCCAGAACGUGUACCACAACUGUGCAGCUCCAGGACCUCUGGCUUGUGGGGUGCCCUACACUUGCUGCAUCAGGAAUAAGACAGACAUUAUCAACACUAUGUGUGGAUACAAAACCAUUGACCAAGAGCGCUUGAGCGUUCAGCACGUUAUCUACGUCCGAGGGUGCACCAAUGCUGUGCUCAUUUGGUUUUUGGACAACUACAGCAUCAUGGCUGGUGUGCUGCUUGGCAUACUGCUGCCCCAGUUCCUGGGCGUGCUGCUGACGCUGCUCUACGUGACCCGGGUGGAGGACAUCAUCUCGGAGCACAAGCUGGGUCAGAGCCUCUUCGGGGACGCGCGCCGCGGCGCUGAGCCCGACUUCUCGGCGGCCGGCUGCUGCAUGUGCUACCCGGGCUGAGCCUGCAGCCCAAGCCCUGCCAGGCCAGGCCAGCCCAGCUGCUCUGGGGCUGCUGCAGACCCGGCGGGUGCUGAAGCAGCCAGCAGCCGGCGGUGGGUGCGAGCCAGGACGCACCGAAGGCGCCCCACGCGGGGCUGCGGGACAUUAAAUUGCUCCUGAGUGAUUGCUGGGAGAUAACACGGCCACAAAAAAACUGGAGAAGAUCCGAUCUCCAUUCCUAGGAAGUGUCUUCGCGUCUCUGGAUGUGGUAUUUAAGUGUUUGUGCUUCUCCAGCUGUAUUUUCCUACUCCUUCCAGAGAGAUUUCUUACUGAUCCACGUGGUGAAUAUGAAGCCUGUGUUUAACAGUGGGGUUUUUUAUGCUAAUCAUGAUGAAUUUACUGACAAUAAUGGAUGUGAUGCUGAUCGCUUUCAUUGCUCAGUCUUCUGUGCCUUUCAAUAACGGGGCAAAUGCCAGUGUCAAAUCAGUCAGGUAAUGCUCAAUCUAUUUUUUAAUGCAGUUUAUUACUGUGUGGCUUUUGUAUGAACUUACAGGAUGUUUGAGUCUUGGAUGUACUGUAUUUUUCCCCUUUAGUAAAUUAACUAGGUGAUUUAUGACUUUAUAUUUUUUUGGAGUUCUGUAUGUCAAGAUGUUUCUAAAAUUUACUGUCAAAAUAAAACCAAUGAGUCGUUUUUUCUUAAAAAAACCCAAAAAUA
Molecule: messenger RNA, 2315 nt
Organism: Passer domesticus (house sparrow)
Lineage: Eukaryota; Metazoa; Chordata; Aves; Passeriformes; Passeridae
Gene: TSPAN15
Product: tetraspanin 15
Exons: 8
Coding region: 818-1621 (267 amino acids)
Cellular component (GO): plasma membrane
Source: RefSeq, a predicted model, not a curated record